AUUCUUCCACUGAUUUUGGAUUAAGCGCGAUCAGCUGGCAUUCCAUUCCUCCUUUGGAAAUGGCCUGAUGCCCUGAUCGGAAUUCUCAUUAAAAUUAAAAAUUAGGCCAUAUUAUGCCAACAUCUGUCCCUUCCACCACAUCCUUCCAAUAAAUCGAAAUCCACUCGCUGUCCUCUUCCUCCAUUUACUUUUUCCAGAAGCAGAAACCACUCCAAGACAGAGAAAGGGGACAGCGAGCUCGAGAGCAGCGGAGAACGCGUCGUCAAAACCAAAGGUUUUACCUUUCUUCCAUCAACGAAUCCUCUCCUUUUUUUCUACAAAACCCAUGCCCCCAAAUCCCUACUUUUUAUUGGAAUCUCUUGUUCUCCAUUAGCUCGGAAACCCAUCUUCCUUGAAUGGCUCUUGCUUUCCUUUACAAAGCCCAUUAUUUCUUCAUAAACCUGUCUUUCAUCUUCUUGCUCGGGUUCUUUUUCGUCUUCCUCUCGUUCUCCUCUCCGAAACAAUCCAGUUUUCUUUCCUUCCCUCCGCUUUCUACAAACCCAGACGGUUGCAGAUCAGUAGAGUCGCUCAACGACGCCAAAACAAAAUGCUUUUACAUCGAAACACACCAUCCAUGUGACACUAGCGGCUACAUCGAUUACCUCAAUUUGUUCUACUGCGGCUUCGGCUUCUCCCCUCUUCUCGGCCACAUCGUCCUUGUUCUAUGGCUUCUGAUACUCCUCUACUUGCUUGGAAACACUGCCUCGCAGUACUUCUGCCCUUCCCUUGAGGGCCUAUCCCGUGUGCUUAAACUUUCCCCGACCAUCGCCGGCGUCACCCUGCUCUCCCUAGGCAACGGCGCGCCAGAUGUCUUCUCCACCAUCGUCUCCUUUGACGGCGCGGCCUCCGUGGGCCUUAGCAGCGUUCUUGGCGGAGCCUUUUUCGUCUCCACCGUUGUUGUUGGCGUAAUCAGCAUCUGCUGCUCCUCGCACUGCCGUGUGGUCGCCAUCGACCGCGUCGGAUUCAUCAGAGACCUCUGUUUCUUCCUCUUCACCCUCUUCUUCCUUCUCCUAAUUCUUUCUGUCGGGAAAGUUCACAUCUUGUUAUCGAUGAUCUUCGUUUCGCUGUACAUUCUCUAUGUCAUCGUCGUCUCCACUAGCCAUUGUUACAGGAAGGAGCAUGCAGAGCUGGGAUCCCCAUUGUUGGAGUCCAUUGAGGUGGAGCAACCCGCUGUUCAAUCUCAAGAGAGCAAACAAAUUGUAAAGUUCUCUCCUUUAUUAGAUUGGGUACUUUUCUUAUUGGAGCUUCCACUCUAUCUACCAAGAAGAUUAACAAUCCCAGUCGUGACAGAAGAAAAUUGGUCAAAACCAUUUGCAGUAGCUUCCAUGAUUCUAUCACCAAAUCUUCUUGCAAUCUUAUGGAACUCUCGCAAAGGAGAGAUGGACUCACAAGAAAGCAUCACAGUCUUCCUCUUUGCAGCCUUAAUCGGAAUAGCUCUUGGAAUCAUUGCCAUCGAACGCACUGAAUCCUCCCAACCACCAAAGUUUAUUCUCCCAUGGCUUGCAGCUGGCUUUCUGAUGAGUGUAGUAUGGACUUACUUAAUAGCAGGAGAACUUGUUUCUAUUCUGGUAUCCAUAGGUCAUAUACUUGGAAUACGUCCUUCAGUGCUAGGAGUGACUGUUUUAGCUUGGGGAAAUUCACUUGGAGACCUUAUAGCUAAUGUCGCCAUGGCUGUCAAUGGAGGAGAGAAUGGAGCUCAGAUUGCUAUUUCCGGUUGCUAUGCUGGUCCAAUCUUCAACAUAUUGAUUGGGUUAGGAACGUCUCUUCUUUUCUCUUCUUGGGCUUCUCUUCCUAAACCUUUUCAGAUUCCCAAAGACCCUUCUCAGUUUGUGAUUAUUGGAUUUCUUAUUGGUGGCUUGGUGUGGGCUUUGGUGUUUUUGUCGAGGAAACAGAUGAAGCUGAAUAGGAGUCUGGGUGUUGGACUCAUAGCUAUUUACUCUUGUUUUCUUUGUCUCAGACUUCUUGAGAGCUUGCAGCUGGCUUAUUUUGGAGCUUCUGAACAUGUUUAGAACUCAGAAAUUAGCAGGGGAGCUUAGUUCAUGAUGUAUUAUAUGAUCAUUUAUGCUUUUUUAGUCUGAAUUGUUAUGCUGGAAGCAGUUUUCGAUGAAAAAUCUGCAUAUUUUUGCAUA
This is a messenger RNA of Dendrobium catenatum, 2168 nucleotides long. Its product is annotated as cation/calcium exchanger 1-like. Gene Ontology annotation, biological process: monoatomic cation transport; transmembrane transport. The record is from RefSeq and is a predicted model, not a curated record. Bases 396 to 2048 code for a protein of 550 amino acids. Gene Ontology annotation, molecular function: monoatomic cation transmembrane transporter activity. Gene Ontology annotation, cellular component: membrane. NCBI's taxonomy places the organism in Eukaryota, Viridiplantae, Streptophyta, Magnoliopsida, Asparagales, Orchidaceae. The transcript has a single exon.